UAUUAGUUAUACAAAAGUACACCAACAGUUUUACCUGCUUACGCACGCAUCCCAUACACACGGUGCAAUGAACAAAGGAGUACGCCAAAGAAUGAAUUGUUCAUGCAUACUCGCAUGUUGAUCUGUGUGUUUAACUCAGUCUCGUUCGACGAGAGGGCACCAACAUGAAUUGUUCAGUGCUAUUUUUCUGUCGUGCAUCUGUCUUUUCGGAUAAUGCGUACAAGUAAUCGUCUGUGCAGGUAUCCGUAUCCGAAUAUCCGAAUCAUGAGUCGAGUGAUGACAACGGUGGUCAGCUUGGUCAAGAGUGAACCUAGCUUAAGUUCUACUGCCGAUACCGAUGAUGGCGAUGUAAAUUGUACGAUAAGUAGCUCACUCAUUCAUUCAAUUCUUGUCGGUGCUGAAGCUAUGCCGUAAUAAAGCAGGUGUGCUGUUUAUAAACAGGCAGACAGACACAAAAAUACGUAUAUUGUAUAGGCACUUUGCCUGUUCAUUACUUUUCGCUUGAGAGAGCUUCUCUAAGAAAUUCGCUUCACCGGAAGAUACGUUUGCUGGCUGUUACUAUCCAUAACACAUCGUCAGCAAGUCUGUAGACCACGUUCGUAGGCUGCGCUGCAAAAGCGGGAAUAAACUCUGAAAUACCACCAUCAUACGAUGUCGACAACGGCCCAAGCAUCGAGUACAAAAGAGGUUCUGGAAACGUAAACGUAACAGACAAUAAUAUACAUAUACAAUUCAAUUCAACACACACACACGCACGCACACAUGGAAGCCGUCUACAUUGUUUCCACUCUCUACUUGAUUCAUCCAUCACCCGUUCCUUUACCAUCAGCCAGCAGCCACUAUUUUGUUCGUUUCUCGGCUUGAGAACGAACCAAACCGCUACUGCUGCAGCAGCGUCAUGAUCGUGAUCAGGAUCAUCAUCGUCGUCAUGUUGAUGAACUAACUAGUCAGGCAGAAACACGCAGCCAGCCCAUGAAAGGACCUGAGCUGGUGCUGCCGGUGAUGCUGCUGCUGUCGCUGCUGAGAAUCAACGAAGCAGCCUGUUCAAUUAACGAACGUUGAUAGGCUGGGUACGCGCGUCCUAAUCUAAAGCGCAUUCUGGCCGUCGCUGAUAACAGUCGGCAGAGGGAGCAGGCAUCGAGUAACAACAAGCACAACAACAGCAUCUGCUGAAACUAACCGCAGCAACAACCGCAAGGCCGAGAAAAGAAGCAACAACAAUAUGCCUGCCGCGUUGUUUUCAUCGGAUAUGGAGCGGUCGGGCUCGGCCGGACUUGAGGACCAACGAGCAUUACAAUUGGCGCUCGAACUGUCCAUGCUGGGCUUGCAGCCCACUGGAACGGUCCAUGGGACUGAUCAGACGGGCGCCUCUGAUCUCGGAUUUACCACCGGGGCAACCCCAGAUCAACUGGAAGCCGCCACACGCCAGCCAUUAGCCAACGGCGCCGGUCCUAAAAAAUCCCAAAACACCACUGAGUGCGUGCCUGUUCCCAGCUCCGAACACGUCGCAGAAAUUGUCGGCCGUCAAGGCUGCAAAAUUAAGGCUCUUAGAGCAAAGACAAAUACAUACAUCAAAACGCCGGUUCGAGGCGAGGAACCGGUAUUCGUCGUUACGGGUCGAAAGGAGGAUGUUGCAGCUGCCAAACGUGAAAUUCUCUCUGCCGCCGAACACUUUUCUUCCAUCCGCGCGCAGCGCAAAAGUAACGGUCUUAACGCCAUGGCGCCCGGGCCCAACUCCAAUAUGCCAGGUCAAACAACGAUUGAGGUACGAGUGCCGUAUCGUGUCGUUGGACUGGUUGUUGGACCAAAGGGCGCCACGAUUAAGCGCAUCCAACAACAGACUAAUACGUAUAUUGUGACACCGUCGCGCGAGAAGGAACCUGUCUUUGAGGUGACCGGCUUGCCGGAGAAUGUCGAGACAGCUCGCAAGGAGAUUGAGGCCCAUAUCGCUAUGCGUACCGGGGGAAGUUUGACGACGACCGACCAUGGUUCAAUCGGAUCGUCAGGAGGCGCCACCGAUGAUGAACUGAACGCCGGAGGCCCUUUUGGAGGUACACUUGGAUCACUACGGGGUCACCAUGGAAAUAUGGGAAGCACCGGACAGGGUCUCGGACACUCGCUUGAUGCCCUGGUGUCGGUGCAGGAUCCUGUCUUCGCCCCAUUCGGGUCAGCAUUAAUGCCCCAACGUUCUGACAGCAACGUUUGUGGGGGAGGCAGUGGCGGUGGAAAUUCAGUAGGCAACAAUAGUGCUACGGUGUGUGGAUUUCCGUUCCCCUCAAAGCUCUACCCAAUGUCAAUGUCCAUGUCAUUGUUCGACUCGGUAGCACACGAAGAGGAAUCGCCAUUCGACUCGCUAGGUUCGCCGGUGUGGCCAUCGGAGCUGGCGGGAGGCAACGGAGGCACGGGCGGCCCCCAGCAACACCAUCAUCAACAGCAACAACACGCCCAACAGCAACAAGCGCAUAAUCAUGGUCAUCAUCAUCAUCAUCAUCACCAUCACCAUCAACAGCAGCAUCAUCAACCACAACAGCAGCAGCAGCAGCAUCACCGACUGGCGUCCUCGAUCGGCGGCCACUCGACGAGUCAUUCGUCUGGUGGCAGCCAGUCAUCGAAUGAAGGCUCAUUGGAUUUUUUCCGCUACGGGCCAGUCGGUAGUGGCAGCGGAGGGAGUACGGACCGAGUGUCACCUACUGAUUCUCUUGGAUCAGCAGGACGUGGAACCGGUAACAAGGGACCCUUGGCUGGUAGCGCUGUCGCUCAGGUUGGGGGCGUUGGCGGUUUGAGUGCGGGGGCCAACAAUAUGGGACGUGAGUGCGUGGUUUGCUUCGAGUCUGAGGUGGUGGCCGCUCUUGUACCUUGCGGACACAACCUCUUCUGUCUUGAGUGUGCCAACCGUGUCGUCGCGUCAGCCAAGCCUGAUUGCCCCGUGUGCCACCAGCAUUGCUCACAGGCCGUACGAAUCUACAAUUAGGAUAUGAGCAAAUAAACAGCAGGAAAGUAAACACAAGCGGGCACAGACACCGGCGUGUGGUGCCCGCCUGUUGCCACUGCCACCCCUAUUCCCCCAAGAUAACAAAAUAGCAGCAGAAACAUACGGAAACUUCCCUGUCAGAGCAUGCAGCACCUGCAACAAUAUUGGCAUAGAAAUUAGCACGAGCACGUGGACAGCUGCUUAUCCUUUAUUAUAACAGCUAAGUCAGAUCUCCGCGCUCCGCCGCGCUCGGUGGUCACUCUCUGCUGAAGGAACUUCUCUUCCCGCGGUGAACCAGCGAUGCUGAUGCCGAUGAUCAUGAUGAUGAUGAUGAUGGUGAUGGUGAUGAUGAUGAUGAUGAUGAGUGUAACGAGGGGCUAGCAAAAAGCAACUGUUGACAAAUGUAUACCAGCUAUACCUACAGCCGUCAAAAAGCAAAAAAAUAUUUGAAACGCCUUCGAUGGAGAUCCACCGAUCUAAUAACAUCAUGAGUAAUAGUAGCAUUUGAUUAUAUUUGACUACUGAGCAAAACUGACGCGACGAUAUACGAAUAACGGUGAUACAGAGAGAAAGAUAACUCCGAUUUAUGGAUUUGACAACCUUAUUAUUAUUAUUCUUAUUAUUAUAUUACUGUACAACGGUAAUAACACUAUGACAAUAACAACAAUAUGAUUAUAUUAUAAAUAUGACUGUCGCCGUUAAAUGUCAGAAAAAGAAGUAAGAUACUUAGCAGGCGACUGAUCGACUCGUUAGCGUGAUAUAUAUAUAUAUAACAAUAAGGUGUCACAAUAUUGAUUAAAACAUACGCAUCCAUACAAGAAUAUAGAUACACACAGUCACACAUAUACCCAUCUAUAUAUAUAUAUAUAUAUAUAAGUGAAAGAGGCAGGUGCUGGAGUAAUAAUAAUUAUAAUAAUUCACAAUAAUAUUUUUUCAAAACAUUCUCAUUAAAAAUAUUGAUGGGCACACAGAGAGUACACAGAAGCACGCACACACGCACAUUAACCACACAUGAUAUAUUCAUAUAUAUAUAUAUAUAUAUAUACGAUGAUGCGCAUUACGGUGAAAAUUAAGAGGAAGAUGCGUAAUAAACCGUAACAACAGCGACAUCAAAAACAGAAAGUGUGAUGUAUACGCCAGAGUGAAUACAAACUAAACAUCAUCUGCAAAAACAUACGGCUUAUUGAAUCGAAGGAAAUGUGUAACAAUCGUGUGCAAACAUCUAACUCGCGGUGCGUGUGUAUGUGUACAUGAGUGCGUAUGAAAGAGGACUAUAGAGAAGAGCACUACAGGAUUAAAUUAGCAGUAAAAAGCACGAAGUUUAAAAACGAAGUAGGCACAGAAGACAACGUCUACGGUGUUUAUGCUGAUGAUGAUGAUGAUGAUGAAUAAUUUACGUAAUUGGGAUGCGUGUUCAGUGUUUAAAGGUGACCCAACGGCCGAUACGUAUCGUGAAGAUAGAGCAGCAAAUGGCAAUGAUAACGUUGUGUACUGUUUCGGUCAAGGGGACUCAUGUGGACAUAACAGUAACAACAACAACAGCAGCAGCAGCAGCAGCAGCAGCAGCAGUGUGCCCAGCGUUGUUUGCAAAA
Varroa destructor (honeybee mite) is the source of this 4563-nucleotide messenger RNA. Its product is annotated as RNA-binding protein MEX3B-like. NCBI's taxonomy places the organism in Eukaryota, Metazoa, Arthropoda, Arachnida, Mesostigmata, Varroidae. The record is from RefSeq and is a predicted model, not a curated record. Gene Ontology annotation, molecular function: RNA binding.